AUGCCAAGUCAUUGGAUGCCUUUAAGCAUAGUAAAGGUCAUAUUGGGGAGCUCCCCAAAAGCGAAAAUGUCAGCGGUAGUCAUAACACGUCCACAGCAGAAAUCACAGAUAAUUACUACUUUAAAGCCUACAUCACCUACACCACCUAAAUCAACACCUCAGAGUCCUGAAGACACAACGGUAUCAGAAACAACGACAGAAGCGGUUACAGAUACUACUACAGUAACGACAGCCGCUGAAGAGAUUACGGAUUCUAAUGACGACUUUAUGACAACUGAGGCUACAACGACAGAAACUACCACAGAAGAAACUACAACAGAAACUACAACAGAAGCUACAACAGAAACUACGACUGAAGCAGCUAGUACAGAUGCUACUACGGACACAACAACGCAAGAGACGACCACUGAAACUACUACCGCGGAAACUACUACAGAAACUACUACAGAAACUACUACAGAAACUACUACAGAAACUACUACCGAAACUACUACAGAAACUACCACAGAUACCCCUGCUGACACUACUGAAGCUACACAAGCAACCAGAGCGAAACCGAAGAAGAGGCCGCAAGACCAUCACUUGGAUUCCCCAAUCUAA
Messenger RNA from Ostrinia furnacalis (Asian corn borer), 600 nucleotides. Its product is annotated as integumentary mucin A.1-like. Lineage: Eukaryota; Metazoa; Arthropoda; Insecta; Lepidoptera; Crambidae. The coding region runs from base 1 to 600 and encodes 199 amino acids. The record is from RefSeq and is a predicted model, not a curated record. The transcript has a single exon.